AUGAACAUCGGUCAGGUCCCCCAAUGGGAACGUGUGCGGAUGGAUUAUUCCCACAUGGAAUCACACCCCUUCUUCCCCAAGACACAAGGGCUUGCUGCACCUGCACUGGCGCCAGUGCCAACCCCAGUCCCAGUCCCAGUCCCAGUCCCAGUCCCAGUCCCAGUCCCAGUCCCAGUCCCACCCCCAGCUCCCAAGGUGAUGUCGGUCCCACCGAUCGACUCACUUCCUGUCGAGGCUGCCAAGCUGACGGCUGAUAAGGGGAAGCAGCCGGUUCGGGGGACUCGGCGAGCCAGGGAGGAUGAGUCGGGUGAGUUGGGCAACGUCUCAUGCAAGAAGCAUAGGAUCGUGUCGAAGGCCAUCAUCUCUGACAUCAAAGAUGAUGAUGGCCAGCUGGGCGGGACCAUCAUCGUGGUAAAGCCAUCUAAGGUGGCGGUGCCUCAGACUCCAGCCCCAGCCAAGAAGGUGAAGCAGGUGAGAUUCACCUCGUCCCCUCGGUCAUCACCACUCAGAGAUGUCCAGGCUGACACCAAGGAGCACAUUGACUGA
Molecule: messenger RNA, 546 nt
Organism: Suillus subalutaceus
Lineage: Eukaryota; Fungi; Basidiomycota; Agaricomycetes; Boletales; Suillaceae
Exons: 3
Coding region: 1-546 (181 amino acids)
Source: RefSeq, a predicted model, not a curated record